Phaedon cochleariae (mustard beetle) is the source of this 1479-nucleotide messenger RNA. Lineage: Eukaryota; Metazoa; Arthropoda; Insecta; Coleoptera; Chrysomelidae. The record is from the annotation of a GenBank genome assembly.
AUGAGCUAUUUUUUUGGUGAAAAAGCUGCCGAUACAUUCGCUGCUAUUUUUGGUUCACUUUUAUUUACACAUUACCGUUCUUCAACAUCUACAGAUUCCAACAGGAAUAGAUUAUUUACAAAUGACGAACUCAAGCUUUAUAAUGGAGUAGAUAAACCAGAAUUAUAUCUAGCCAUUCUUGGCAAUGUCUUUGAUGUAAGCAAGGGAGCUAAACAUUAUGGUCCAAAUCAACAAUAUAAUGUAUUUGUUGGUUGUGAUGCUUCUCGCAGUUUUGUAACAGGCAAAUUCAGCAAAGAUGAUAUCAGUGAGGAGGUUUCAGACUUGACUCCCCAAGAUUUAAGAUCCAUUAACCAUUGGCAUAAAUUUUAUCAAAAAGAUUAUGCCUAUGUAGGAAAGUUGAUUGGAAGAUAUUUUGAUGAAUCUGGAAAUGUAACUCCAUAUGGAGAGAUUGUGAAAAAACUAAUUGAGGAUGCUGAACUAGUCAGAAAUGAGGAAAAUGAAGAAAAAAGGCAAUUUCCACCUUGUAAUGUGGAGUGGAAUGCUGCACAAGGGUCUAGAGUUUGGUGUACCAAAAAUAGUGGAGGCAUAACUAGAGAUUGGAUAGGUGUACCUAGACAAUUUUAUGAAAUGCAUUCAAAAUCAUAUAGAUGUGCAUGUAUUAGCAAAUUCAAUGAGAAACUAGGAAAUAUUAGAGAAUAUGAAGGCACCAUGGGUAAAAUUAAGGCUGGAACUGUAGUCGACAUCCUUGGUGAUGAAAUGACAAGGAUUAUCUGGGAUGCCAUCAAAGAAAAGCUAAUUCUCCCUUUCUUGGACAUUGACCUGAAGAUUUAUGAUUUGGGAAUGGAAAAUAGAGACAAGACCAAUGAUCAAGUCACCAUCGAUUGUGCUGAAGCAGUCAAAAAGUACAAUGUUGGAAUAAAGUGUGCCACAAUAACCCCUGAUGAGAAGAGAGUUGAAGAAUUCAAAUUGAAACAGAUGUGGAAAUCUCCCAAUGGUACAAUCAGAAACAUACUUGGGGGAACAGUAUUCAGGGAAGCAAUUAUUUGCAAGAACAUUCCUAGAUUAGUUACUGGUUGGGAAAAGCCCAUCAUUAUUGGUAGACAUGCACAUGCUGAUCAAUAUAAGGCCACUGAUUUUGUGGUUCCUGGAGCAGGUAAAUUGGAAUUAGUUUACACUCCAGCAUCUGGAAAGCCAGAAUCACACACUGUACAUGAAUAUAAGGGACCAGGUGUUGCCCUAGGUAUGUUCAACACCGACGAAUCCAUCAUCGACUUCGCUCACUCGUCGUUCCAAUACGCCCUCGACAGGCAGUACCCCCUCUACCUGAGCACCAAGAACACCAUCCUGAAGCGGUAUGACGGCCGCUUCAAGGACAUCUUCCAGGACAUCUACGAUAGAGAGUACCGGGCGCGGUACGAAGCGCAGAACAUCUGGUACGAAAUUUCUCACCGAGGACCAUUUUUGAAAAUUUUUAAUUAG